This is a messenger RNA of Loxodonta africana (African savanna elephant), 5628 nucleotides long. RefSeq names its product zinc finger protein 687 (gene ZNF687). The coding region runs from base 1055 to 4777 and encodes 1240 amino acids. NCBI's taxonomy places the organism in Eukaryota, Metazoa, Chordata, Mammalia, Proboscidea, Elephantidae. The transcript is spliced from 9 exons. The record is from RefSeq and is a predicted model, not a curated record.
CGGCGCGGAGCUGCGCUGCGCAGGGUGGGGAGGGCAGGAGGUGGGAGUUGGGACGGACCCCGGCCGGAGAGCGGCGGGUCCCGCAGAGGGUCCCCUCCCGGUUUCCUCUCCUCACCCUCCCACCCGUCGUCCUGGGCUCGGGGGUGCUGCGCCGCAACUCCCAACGGGCCUGGCUUGUCUGCGGCCCGUCCUUUCGCACGUCGGUGGGGGUGAAACGCUGCGCGCCUCAGUUUCUCCUGUAGCUUUUUCUGCACACAACCCGCCCCCUCCUCACCACCCCAGGCGUGCUCACGGCGUCGGCCCUCGGCAGAUGGCAGGGACUUAAUUCCGCCCGCUGCCCAGCGUGGCUGCAGCCUAAUCGCCCCCUGGCCGCCGGCCCCUCGCCCUCCCCUGUCAGCGUAGGCCCCAGGCCCGGGCAGAGGGCUUUGGAGCCCCCACCGGACCCGAGCCAGUUCACCCUCUUCCUGUUCAGCUUCUUCCUUUGGUUUUUGGGGAAGAACAUAGGGAAAGGGGGUGGGGGGCAGGAGCCCAAAAGAUAGGGCUCAGCAGUCGCAGAAAGGCCUGGCCUGAGCCUGGGCCUCGGGGUGAGGUAGCCUCCUUGGCCUUGAGCUGGGCUGCUUGGUUGUCUGUCCGCUGUGGGUGGCCAUCGGAUGACCUCUAAGUUGCUUGGACGCCAAAGGAGGAGGUGAUCAGGGGAGGCAAGUUAGCAGGUGUUUUCGCAUAGUCCCCACUGGUCUGUGCUCACCAGCCCACUUUUCUGAAGGCCUGAGUGGAAGCUUGUACAGGCCUCUCCAGGUCUGGAGAGAGCCAGGCAGAGCAGGGCCUUGGAGGCCCUUCAGGGUAGAGGUAAGGGAUGAAGGGCUUUGUUUAAACCCAAAGUCUGCAGAAUUGGGGUGGGGGUGGAGGUGGUGUGGAGGGAGGAUUCCUCUUUCUGCCUCUAGUUGGUACCCCCUCCUCCCACCCCCACCUUGGUCCUGGCAGUGCCAGCUGCCACCUGCUGGGACUUUCUCCAGUUACAGUCUAAAGGCUGGAAAAAGGUCUGGGACCUGCCACUAUGGGGGACAUGAAGACCCCUGAUUUUGACGACCUUCUUGCUGCCUUCGACAUUCCCGACAUUGAUGCGAAUGAAGCCAUCCACUCUGGGCCAGAAGAGAAUGAGGGGCCAGGAGGCCCGGGGAAGCCAGAACCCAACGUAGGGGGUGAAUCUGGAGAUGCAACAGCAGCAACUGUUGGAGAUGGCCCUGGGGCUCCAGCCCAGGCCUCUGACCACGGCCUGCCACCACCAGACAUCUCGGCAGUCAGCGUCAUUGUCAAGAACACUGUGUGUCCUGAGCAGCCUGAGAGCCCGGCUGGGGGUUCAGGAGGGGAAGGGGCCCGGGCUGGGGGAGUGACUAAGGAAGAGCCUGUGGGGCCCCGUCUGAUGCAAAAUGGUUUUGGGAGCCCUGAGCCAUCCCUCCCAGGAACCCCACACUCUCCAGCUCCUCCCAGUGGUGGCUCCUGGAAAGAAAAGACCAUGGAAGGCAAAGCACCCUUGGACCUCUUUGCUCAUUUUGGGCCUGAGCCAGGGGAGGACCCUGAUCCGCUGCCUCCCUCUGCAUCCUCCCCACCUCAUGAAGGGGCCAUGACCCCACCUCCUUUCCCCUCACCCUUUGAGCUGGCUCAGGAGAAUGGCCCAGCUCUGUCGCCACCUGGGUCUUCCCCACCGCUGGGGGCCUUGAAGCAGGAAAGCUGCAGCCCCCUUUGUCCUCAGGGCCUUGCUCUUGGAGGCUCAGGCUCCAGCCCUGAGGCCACAGACAUGCCUGCCAGCGCCUCGCCUCCCCAUGUUGCUGGGGUGCCCUUCUUCAAGCAGUCUCCUGGGCACCAGAGCCCUCUUGCCUCCCCUAAAGUGCCCAGCUGUCAGCCUAUAAAGGAAGAGGAGGAGGACGAAGAGGGCCCAGUGGACAAGUCUCCCCCAGGAAGCCCCCAGAGUCCCUCUAGUGGAGCUGAGGCUGCAGAUGAGGACAGCAAUGACUCCCCCGCCUCCUCCAGCUCCUCUAGGCCGCUCAAGGUGCGGAUCAAGACCAUUAAAACGUCUUGUGGGAAUAUCACGAGGACUGUAACCCGGGUCCCCUCAGACCCUGAUCCUCCUGCGCCCCCGGCUGAGGGGGCCUUCCUGGCUGAGGCUAGCCUUCUAAAGCUGUCACCUGCACCCCCAACUCCUGAGGGCCCAAAGGUAGUGAGCGUCCAGUUGGGUGAUGGCACGAGGCUAAAGGGCACCGUGCUGCCUGUGGCCACCAUCCAGAACGCCAGUACAGCCAUGCUGAUGGCAGCCAGUGUGGCCCGCAAAGCUGUGGUUCUGCCAGGGGGGACUGCCACCAGCCCUAAGACAAUGGCUAAGAAUGUGCUAGGCCUGGUGCCCCAAGCCUUGCCCAAAGCUGAGGGGCGGGCUGGGCUGGGGACGGGGGGGCAGAAGGUGAACGGGGCUUCGGUGGUGAUGGUGCAGCCUUCAAAGCCGGCCACUGGGCCAGGGGCAGGGGGUGGCACAGUGAUCUCACGGACCCAGUCCAGCCUGGUGGAGGCCUUCAACAAGAUCCUCAACAGCAAGAACCUACUGCCUGCCUACAGGCCGAACCUGAGUCCUCCCGCUGAGGCGGGCCUGGCCCUGCCUCCCUUGGGCUACCGCUGUCUUGAGUGUGGGGAUGCCUUCUCCCUGGAGAAGAGCCUGGCCCGGCACUAUGACCGCCGGAGCAUGCGCAUUGAGGUCACCUGCAACCACUGUGCCCGCCGCCUGGUUUUCUUCAACAAGUGCAGCCUGCUGUUGCACGCGCGCGAGCACAAGGAUAAGGGGCUCGUUAUGCAGUGCUCGCAUCUGGUCAUGAGGCCUGUCGCCCUUGACCAGAUGGUGGGGCAGCCGGACAUCACACCCCUGCUUCCUGUGGCUGUCCCACCUGUCCCUGGACCUCCAGCCCUGCCUGCCUUGGGCAAGGGUGAGGGAGCUGUCACCUCCUCUGCCAUUGCUACGGUUGCUGCCGAAGCCCCUGUGCUACCGCUCUCGGCCGAGCCGCCUGCUGCCCCCGCCUCCUCUGCUUACACGUGCUUCCGCUGUCUGGAGUGCAAGGAGCAGUGUCGGGACAAGGCUGGCAUGGCUGCCCACUUCCAGCAGCUCGGACCCCCUGCCCCUGGGGCCACCAGCAAUGUGUGCCCGACCUGCCCCAUGAUGCUCCCCAAUCGCUGCAGCUUCAGUGCCCACCAGCGCAUGCAUAAGAACCGGCCCCCCCACGUCUGUCCUGAGUGUGGGGGCAACUUCCUGCAAGCCAAUUUUCAGACCCAUCUCCGAGAGGCCUGUCUGCAUUUCUCUCGCAGAGUAGGAUACAGGUGCCCCAGCUGUUCAGUGGUAUUUGGGGGUGUGAACUCCAUUAAGUCCCACAUCCAGACGUCACACUGCGAGGUUUUCCACAAGUGCCCCAUCUGCCCCAUGGCCUUCAAGUCUGCACCCAGCGCCCAUGCCCACCUCUACACCCAGCAUCCUAGCUUCCACACGCAGCAGGCCAAGCUGAUCUACAAGUGUGCCAUGUGUGACACCGUCUUCACUCACAAGCCCCUUCUCUCCUCACACUUCGACCAGCACUUGCUGCCCCAGCGCGUCAGUGUCUUUAAGUGCCCAUCUUGUCCUUUGCUCUUUGCCCAAAAGAAGACCAUGCUGGAACAUCUCAAGAACACCCAUCAGUCUGGACGCUUGGGGGAGGAGACUGCUGGGAAAGGGGCCGGGGGUACCUUUCUGAGCCCUAAGACUGAGCCUGAGGAGCUGGCUGUAUCUCGGGGAGGGGCAGCCCCUGCUACUGAGGAAUCAUCGUCAUCUUCAGAAGAAGAGGAGCUCCCCAGCUCCCCAGAGCCCCCCCGCCCAACCAAGCGGCCCCGGCGGGAACUCGGGAGCAAAGGCAUCAAGGGUGGGGGCGGGGGGCCUGGAGGCUGGACCUGUGGUCUUUGUCACUCCUGGUUCCCUGAGCGUGACGAGUAUGUGGCUCAUAUGAAGAAGGAGCACGGCAAGUCAGUGAAGAAGUUUCCCUGUCGCCUGUGUGAACGCUCCUUCUGCUCCGCCCCCAGCCUGAGGCGCCACGUCAGGGUCAAUCAUGAGGGUAUCAAGCGAGUUUACCCAUGCAGGUAUUGCACAGAGGGAAAGCGCACCUUCAGCAGCCGCCUGAUCCUGGAGAAGCACGUCCAGGUCCGGCACGGCUUGCAGCUUGGGGCUCAGUCCCCUGGGCGGGGGAGUGCCCUGUCACGGGGCCCCGGUGCCAGAGCCCAGGGCCCAGGACGGAAACGCCGCCAGUCUUCUGAUUCUUGCAGCGAGGAGCCUGACAGCACGACACCGCCGGCCAAGUCCCCCAGAGGCGGACCCAGGUCCGGAGGCCACGGCCCCCUGCGCUAUCGGAGCAGUGGCUCAGCAGAGCAGAGCCUCAUGGCGGGGUUGAGGGUGGACGGCGGUACCCAGCAGUGCCUCGACUGCGGCCUGUGCUUUGCCUCCCCUGGCUCCUUAAGCCGGCACCGUUUCAUCAGCCAUAAGAAGAGGCGGGGUGUGGGUAAUGCCAGUGCCCUGGGGCUGGGGGAGGGGGAGGAAGAGGCCCCCCAUCCAAAGUCCGACCCAGAAGGUGGAGAUUCACCUUUGCCUACUUCUGGGGGCCCACUGACCUGUAAGGUCUGUGGCAAGAGCUGUGACAGCCCUCUCAACCUUAAGACCCAUUUCCGUACGCAUGGCAUGGCCUUCAUCAGGGCUCGGCAGGGGGGCAGUGGGGACAACUAGGCCCCAGCUGGGGACUGGCCAACCCCCACCCUCCCGCCUCACUCCUCCCAGGAACCUGGGUUUCACUGCUGCUGCCUGGUCCCUGGGCUGGGGAGUUUUGUUACGAUUCACAUUCUGUUCAACUUCUCCCUCCCCUCCAAGGGUAAAAAAAGGCUUUUGAGGGUUAUAAUUCUUGGCGGGCCCCCUCCCCCCUUUGGGUUUGGCACUUGGGUCCUAGUAGAGUGGGCCCUCCAUUCCUUCUUUUUGAGCCCAACACUAAUCCCCCUCUGCUGCAGACCCAUAUGGGACUGGGGUGGGAGGAAGGGACUUUCUUACCCUGCUAGACAGGAACAGGGAAGGACCAAUGCUGGGGAGCAUCCUGGACACACUCCUUAACUUCUUCAGGCACAGGCAGGGACUGUCCUCUGGCCUGGCCCCACCCCAGACUCCCUGGGCGCUCGAGCCCCCACCCCUGCAGUGCCUUUCACUUGUAUUUUUCCCCAGGAAUCCACAGGGGGGGUGGCGGGAAUGAGUCCUGUUGAGGAGGGCCCAGGGAGAGGAGGGGCACACUCUCAGGAAUCCUUUAUUCUUGUAGUAAUAAUAAUACUAACAGUGGGGGAAACGGGAGGGAGAAAACCAGACCAUUAAAACUGCUCGUGGUUUAAUCCCCAUUCAGGCUCUUCUUUUUAUAUGACCUGGACAAUGUGGACUUGACAGGCAGGGGGUGGUUAGGGCCAAGAUUGGUGGGGGGGUGGGGGGCAGGAAAAGCAGUCUUUCUCCACCUCUGUUUUUGCCUUUUGUGUCUUGGACACUGAGGCAUCUGUUCACUCCCCCCCGCCCCCCCAAAUAACUCCAGUGACACAGAUGGCUAA